GUAAUGAGUGUUGACAUAGUGCUGUCAGUGUGGGGCGGUGCGUGCUGUGCAUAGCAGGAACAGGAAGCGGUGGGUGGAUCACAAUGAGGAACUGAACAACACCGGUGACUGCGGACACAGUAUUGUCAGGCGUGAGCGCACUGUGCCGGUGUAUUCGAUUUGUGCCGAGACGGUUUCUUCUCUCAGACGUGUGGAGACUAUGAAGAAUGGGGCUGCCUAUACACUUUGUUGCUGACCCACAGGGAUGGUGCUGUGUCGUGGCGAUUUUCUUCAUCUGGCUGUACAACACACUGUUUAUUCCACAGCUAGUCCUCUUCCCCCGCUUUGAGGAAGGACACAUCCCAGCUGCUGCCAUAUGGGCUUACUACACCGCCUCCGUGUUUUGCGUGGUUUCACUUUUAAGAGCAUCAACCGCAGACCCUGGCAAAUUGCACGAUAGUCCAAAAAUACCUAUCACAGAAAAAGAAUUCUGGGAAUUAUGUAACAAAUGCAACAUGAUGAGACCAAAACGCUCUCACCACUGCAGUAGAUGUGGGCACUGUGUCAGAAAGAUGGAUCACCACUGUCCUUGGAUAAACAACUGUGUUGGAGAAGACAAUCACUGGCUGUUCCUCCAGCUCUGCUUUUACACUCAGCUCCUUAGUGGUUACACUCUCAUUCUGGAUUUCUGCCACUACUACUAUUUUAUGCCUUUAAAAUCCAUUAACUGGGAUGUGUUUGUUUUUAGACAUGAGCUAGCAAUGCUCAGAAUAUCGACUUUUAUGGGCAUUCUCAUGUUUGGAGGCAUGUGCAGCCUGUUCUAUACACAGGUUGUUGGUAUACUAACAGAUAUGACUACUAUAGAAAAAAUGUCCAACUGCUGUGAUGAAGUAUCGAGAGCUCGAAAACCAUGGCAGCAGACCUUCUCAGAAGUUUUUGGCACUCGCUGGAAGAUCCUGUGGUUUAUUCCUUUCAGGCGGAGACGACCACUGGGAGUCUCCUACUACUUUGCCAAUCAUGUCUAAACAGAUGGAUGGUGGGCACAGAUGGAUCCGCCACGCUGGAAGCAAGUUACAGGUUUUAUCUUAACAGUGCUAUGACAGUCUUCAAGUCAAUUAUAAUCCACCCACCAAUCUUAGACAUCACAAAGUGCCCCAGGCUUUGUUUUAAUAGUGAUCUCAAUGCAGUUGUGGGAACAGUACAAGAUAUGUAUUUAUUUGCUGAACAUUGUCUCCUUUCAAGAUGUCCUUUUUCCCUUCAGGACAUAUUGAACUCCCUCAGGCUACAAAUUAAAACCAUGGAUUAAGAUUUUUGUUGAAGUGGUUUUGUUUUUUUUAAACUUUUUUUUUUUUUCUUCUUUUUUUUUUUUUUUUUUUAAACGCCCUGAUAAUACCUGAUACAUGGAUUCCGUUUUGAAACUUUUGUUUUGUUUUUUAAUUUUGGAUUCCAGCUUCCUAACCAAAUAGUAAUUAUUUUUGUAUAAUAUAUACAAACUGUUGUAUUUUGCAAAUCAUUUGUUUUUAACUUACUCCAUUUUUUUCUGGACUACUGCUGCAUACAGUGCAUCACAAACUAAUAUACUGGAAAUUAAAUAUGCUUUUAACUUGAG
Nanorana parkeri is the source of this 1588-nucleotide messenger RNA. It is a transcript of the gene ZDHHC21, whose product is annotated as zinc finger DHHC-type containing 21. Gene Ontology annotation, cellular component: Golgi apparatus; endoplasmic reticulum. Gene Ontology annotation, biological process: protein targeting to membrane; peptidyl-L-cysteine S-palmitoylation. Lineage: Eukaryota; Metazoa; Chordata; Amphibia; Anura; Dicroglossidae. Bases 207 to 1004 code for a protein of 265 amino acids. The transcript has 8 exons. The record is from RefSeq and is a predicted model, not a curated record. Gene Ontology annotation, molecular function: protein-cysteine S-palmitoyltransferase activity.